ACCCAUUCGCUAUUGGAAAGUAUGCGCGUGAGUUCAUUAAUCGCUAGAAGUCCACUGUUUGUGGCUCAGAUUAGCCUUAAAAUGCACGAAGCUCAUUUUAUUCCGUCUCGUAGCUUUAAACAGCUUCUGGGUCGUAGUUUUAUGAAUUUGCAGAUGAAAGAAAACCACUUGGCGAUGGAGCAGAAGGCGGUAAAAAUCACAGAAGUUCUGCCGGACGUAAAAUCGGAACCGGCGUUGGUGGGAGAACAGGCCGAGACCGAGAAAGGAAAACGUAAAAGCGAGGAUGAACCGGAGACGAGCGGCGGCGGUAAGAGGAGGAGAGGAACGGGAGGAAAGAAGCUCCGGCCGGGCGACAGAUACGUCCCGCCGCCGCAGAAACGCAACCCGGGCGUCAGUUUCAGCCAGGAGCACUUCGACGAGGCGUCCUAUUACUUCGAGAACGGGCUGCGGAAGGUGUAUCCUUAUUACUAUGACUUCGUCGGUGGAUUGGAAAGAGCCUCCAGGAGGUGUUUAAAAGCGAGUUCAGAGCUAAGAGUAUGGAGUAUUUUGAGAAGGCGARCGAGGAGGGUCGUAUCCGGCUGAACGAGACCCCCGUGAAGGACCUGACCGUGAUUCUCAGGAACAACGACCACAUGAGGAACACGGUCCACCGCCACGAGCCACCUGUGGUCGGCACGCCCCUGAAGAUUCUGGUGGACGACGGCGAAGUCCUCGUGGUCGACAAGCCUGCGUCCAUCCCCGUCCACCCCUGCGGUCGGUUCCGCCACAACACGGUGAUCUUCAUUCUGGGCAAAGAGCACGGCAUCUCUGAGCUCCACGUGGUCCACAGGCUGGACAGGCUGACCUCCGGAGUCCUGCUGUUCGCCCGGACGCUGGAGACCUCGAGGAAACUCGAUCAGAUGGUGAGAGACAGACAGCUUGAAAAGGAGUARGUGUGUCGAGUAGAGGGUGAGUUUCCUGAGGGCGAGCUAAUAUGCGAGGAGCCCAUCUUGGUGGUCGCCUUUAAGGUCGGCCUCUGCAGAGUCGACCCAAAGGGGAAGGAGUGCCGAACCGUUUUCCAGAGGCUCAGCUUUAAUGGAAAAACUAGCGUGGUCCGCUGCUUGCCCCUCACCGGACGRACCCACCAGAUCAGGGUCCACCUUCAGUUUCUGGGCUUUCCCAUCCUCAACGACCCAAUCUAUGGAUCCCUGGCCUGGGGUCCCCACCGGGGCAAAGGGGGGCUUAUUGGGAAGAGCGACGAGGAGCUGCUGCAGGCCUUAAUGGAGGAGCAUCGCUCUCAGGAGAACUCAAACCUGCUAGAGCUUCUAGAUGACUGCACCGGGGUCACGAAAGAUUCAGAGAAGUCAUCAGAGAAAACGGACAAGUCAAGUAGUCUUUCUGAACCCGUCGACAUCAAAGAAACAAUUCACCCAAAUAUGAACAAAACCUCUGCUGAAGAGUCUCUAAAUUCAACUAAAACAACCGAGAGUCCAAACAAAGCAGACGGCACUCCUCAGAAAACUCCUCCAGAGACCCGAGACCACCUGUGCAGCGACUGUAAAAUAGUGCGGCCGGACCCCACUAAUAAGGAGCUGGUCAUGUACCUCCACGCUUUACGCUACAAAGGACCCGACUUUGAAUAUUCAACACAGUUACCCGUCUGGGCCAAAGAGGACUGGGUGGAAACAGAGUAAAUCUCUUCUAACGGACGUGACUGAUCAUGGUUUUGUUUUGAUUGUUUUGAUUCUUUUCUCUUAUUGUUUCUCAGCUGAGGUUUAAUGAGCUGAAGUUUUGUUUUGCUGCUUAAAAUAAUUUAUAUUUAAUGCAUUUUCCUUUGAGGAAUGUGGUGGUUGGCUGUGAUCUGCUGAUAGAACAAAAGAACUGAAAUAAACAUUUGCA
Austrofundulus limnaeus is the source of this 1878-nucleotide messenger RNA. It is a transcript of the gene rpusd2, whose product is annotated as RNA pseudouridine synthase domain containing 2. Gene Ontology annotation, molecular function: pseudouridine synthase activity; RNA binding. Gene Ontology annotation, biological process: enzyme-directed rRNA pseudouridine synthesis. The record is from RefSeq and is a predicted model, not a curated record. Lineage: Eukaryota; Metazoa; Chordata; Actinopteri; Cyprinodontiformes; Rivulidae.